AAUUUGGGGUUAGGACAGGAGGACAUGAAGCUGCUUCUGCCCCUCGUGUGGCUUUUGGCCACGCUGACUCUGCCCCAGGCCGCAGAGGGCACUGCCUCCGCUGGUGCUGGUAAGGUGGAGACCUCGGUGGUCGUGAGCUGCAUGGAAGAGGCCAAGCGACUUGUGGACAGGGCCUACAAACAGACGCGAGAAAGCCUAAAGCGGCGGCUUCAGAGCGGGGCUGCCCGCCCCACGGACCUCCUGGCCUACUUUAAGCGGCCUGCGGCGGGGGCCAAGAUGGCUAUAAGAGCUGCCGACUACAUGCACGUGGCCCUGAAUCUGCUGGAGGAGAGGAUCCAACACCCAGGACCCUUCAACUUCACAGAUGUGCUGACCCCAUCCCAGCUGGACCUGCUGUCCAACGCCAGCGGCUGUGCCUCCCAAGAGGAAGAAGUGAAGUGUCCUCGAAGGAGCAAAUACCGCACCAUCACAGGAAGGUGCAACAACAGGAGGAAACCUUGGCUGGGAGCAUCUAACCAAGCCUUGGCCCGUUGGCUGCCUGCAGAGUAUGAGGACAGAAUCUCUCUCCCUUAUGGUUGGACCCCUGGGAAGAAGAGAAAUGGAUUCACCCUCCCACUGGUCCGGGCUGUCUCCAACCAGAUUGUCCGCUUCCCUGAGGGAAGGGUCACCUUGGACAGGAAUAGGGCGCUCAUGUUCAUGCAGUGGGGUCAGUUCAUUGACCAUGACUUGGAUUUCAGCCCUGAGUCUCAAGCCAAGGUGGCUUUCACCAAGGGGAUCGACUGUUAUAAGAGCUGUGCCCGGAUACUCCCUUGCUUCCCUAUCAAGAUUCCACCAAACGACCCUCGAAUUACUAAUCGGAAGGACUGUAUCCCUUUUGACCGCUCUGCACCCGCCUGUCCCAGGAAGAAUGCUGUCCUCAAUCAGCUCAACACACUCACUUCCUUUUUGGAUGCCAGCAUGGUGUAUGGUAGUGAGGAUGCCCUUGCUGCCCGGCUCAGGAACACAUCCAAUCAACUGGGGCUGCUGGCUAUCAAUACACGGUUCCGAGACAAUGGGAGAGCCCUUCUGCCUUUUGACAACCUCCAGGAAGACCCUUGCCUGCUCACCAAUCGAAAUGCUCGAAUUCGCUGCUUCCUGGCAGGUGACAGUCGAGCAAGUGAAACCCCCAAACUAACAGCAAUCCACACCCUCUUUGUACGGGAGCACAACCGGCUGGCUACAGAACUGAAACGAUUAAAUCCUCGAUGGAGUGGAGAGAAACUGUACCAGGAGGCCCGGAAGAUUGUUGGGGCCAUGGUCCAGAUCAUCACCUACAGAGACUUCCUCCCCCUUGUUCUGGGUCGGGCCAGGGCCAGAAGAACCCUGGGUCGCUACCGGGGCUACUGUUCUCGAGUGGACCCCCGUGUCUCUAAUGUCUUCACCUUGGCCUUCCGUUUUGGUCACACUAUGAUCCAGCCCUUCAUGUUCCGCUUGGGCAAUCGGUACCAGUCCUUGAAAUCCAAUUCUCGAGUCCCUCUCAGCACUGUCUUUUUUGCCAGCUGGAGAGUUGUAAAUGAAGGUGGAAUUGACCCCAUUCUCCGAGGUCUCAUAGCCACUCCAGCCAAGCUGAACCGCCAAGAUGAGAUACUGGUGGAUGAACUUAGAGACAAGCUAUUCAGACAAUUCAGGCGCAUCGGGCUGGACUUGGCUGCUCUCAACAUGCAACGUAGCCGGGACCAUGGUCUCCCAGGGUACAACGCUUGGAGACGCUUCUGUGGGCUCUCCCAACCCCGAACUUUGUCCCAACUUGCCCGGGUGCUGAAGAACGCCAAGCUGGCAAGGAAGUUCAUGAAUCUGUAUGGGACUCCUGACAACAUUGACAUCUGGGUUGGUGCUGUAGCUGAGCCCUUGUUACCUGGGGCCAGAGUAGGGCCCCUCUUGGCCUGUCUCUUUGAGAACCAGUUUAGAAGAGCAAGAGAUGGAGACAGGUUCUGGUGGCAGAAACGAGGUGUCUUCACUCCGAGGCAGCGCCAGGCCUUGAAGAGAAUCUCCUUAUCUCGAAUUAUCUGUGACAACACUGGUAUUACUACUGUCCCCCGGCACAUCUUCAAGGCCAAUAUCUACCCAAAGGGUUUUGUGAACUGUAGGAGAAUCCCCAAACUGAACCUCUCGGCCUGGAGACGCAGAUGA
Molecule: messenger RNA, 2169 nt
Organism: Trichosurus vulpecula (common brushtail)
Lineage: Eukaryota; Metazoa; Chordata; Mammalia; Diprotodontia; Phalangeridae
Gene: EPX
Product: eosinophil peroxidase
Exons: 13
Coding region: 25-2169 (714 amino acids)
Biological process (GO): response to oxidative stress
Molecular function (GO): peroxidase activity; heme binding
Source: RefSeq, a predicted model, not a curated record